This is a messenger RNA of Notodromas monacha, 4084 nucleotides long. The record is from the annotation of a GenBank genome assembly. Lineage: Eukaryota; Metazoa; Arthropoda; Ostracoda; Podocopida; Cyprididae.
AGGUGUACCCGUUCUCAGGGUUUGGAGGCAGGGGAUUUCGAGCUUCCGCGGGUUUCUCCCACCGUGUCAAUCCUCCGUUGAUCCUCACCGCUUUGAAAGCAUGGCUUGCGGGAUCCUUCGCGUCGUUUUUCCCGCUGCGGACGCGUCGCCACAGUUUUUCAAAUCUACUCAGCUCUUUGCCCGAAAUUUCCGUACUGAUGCCCGUUUACGGUCAGAAGCUAAGCCCGCAGCCAAACCUGCGGAACCCGCGCCGAAGGGUACUCCGUACAACAAGCUCAGUAUUGGUGUACCAAAGGAAGUCUGGCAGAAUGAGAAACGGGUCUCUGUGACACCCGCGGUCACAGCAGCAUUUAUUAAGAAAGGAUUUACUGUCAACUUGGAGAAUGGUGCCGGAGUUGCCGCGAAAUUUCGUGACGAUGAUUACGCGGCUGCCGGUGCGAAGAUUGGGGAUAGAACAUCUGCUUAUCUCUCAGACAUCGUGCUGAAGGUUCGCCAACCAGUUCCUGACGAGGUUGGACUUUUCCGAGAGCACUCCAACCUCAUUUCGUUCCUGUAUCCCGCACAAAAUAAAGAUCUCAUCGACAAGCUGGCGAGUAGGAAUUUAACCGCCUUUGGUAUGGAUUGUGUUCCGCGCAUUUCCCGCGCUCAAGUAUUCGAUGCCCUAUCCUCCAUGGCGAACAUCGCCGGUUACCGUGCUGUGGUUGAAGCCUCGAACCAUUUCGGAAGAUUCUUCGCUGGCCAAAUCACUGCUGCCGGAAAAGUUCCUCCAGCAAAGGUUCUUGUGAUUGGAGGAGGUGUUGCAGGUUUAGCGGCCAUUGGACAGGCUCGCAAUAUGGGAGCCAUUGUUCGUGCUUUUGAUACCCGGGCUGCCGUGAAAGAGCAGGUUGAAACGUUUGGCGCUGAAUUUCUCACGGUUGAUAUUGAGGAAUCUGGCGAAGGCACUGGAGGUUACGCAAAGGAAAUGAGCAAGGAAUUCUACGAAGCCGAAAUGGCUCUUUUCGCAAAGCAGGCGAAAGAUGUAGACAUCAUAAUCACUACUGCAUUGAUUCCUGGGAAAAGGGCUCCUGUACUCAUCAAGAAGGAACACAUUGAAAUGAUGAAACCGGGAUCAGUGGUAGUCGACUUGGCAGCAGAAGCUGGAGGCAACAUCGAAACCACUCGUCCCGGAGAAGUGUACACUUACCACGACGUUGUCCACGUGGGACUCACGGAUCUCCCGAGUCGAUUGCCCACGCAGAGCUCCACUCUGUACGCCAACAACAUUUCCAAAUUCUUGCUGUCGAUCGGAGAAAAGGAUCAUUACCACAUUAAUCUUGAAGACGAGGUCGUGCGUGGAGCCAUUGUGUUGCAGGACGGAAAGCUGUUGUGGCCUGCCCCACCUCCUCCGAAGACAGAAGCUGCGAGGUUGCCGGCUGGAGGCGCAAAGGCCGCCGUUGUUCCGCCGCCGCCGCCAAAUUACUUCAAUUUGACCAUGAAAGACGCCAUGAUGUACGCUGGUGGUUUGGGAGGCAUGAUGGGACUAGGAAUCGCUUCACCCAACCCAGCAUUUACCACCAUGAUGACCACGUUUGGACUGGCUGGCAUAGUUGGUUACCACACUGUCUGGGGCGUCACUCCAGCCCUCCAUUCGCCUCUCAUGUCCGUCACGAACGCCAUUUCGGGCAUCACGGCCGUCGGUGGCAUGUUGCUCAUGGGUGGCGGCUACUACCCGACCAACACUGUCCAAACCCUGGCCGCCACAGCCGCCUUCAUCUCCACCAUCAACAUCUUCGGUGGAUUCAUCGUGACGCAACGCAUGUUGGACAUGUUUAAGCGUCCCACGGACCCUCCGGAGUACAAUUAUUUGUAUGGAAUCCCGGCGUCGACGUUUUUGGGCACGUAUGUUUGGGCCGCUGCUAAUGGGUAUCCCGAGGCUCAUCAGAUGGCGUAUCUGGCGGCGUCUUUGUGUUGCGUCGGAGCCCUGGGUGGGUUGUCGUCACAAAAGACUGCCAGGUUGGGGAAUGCGUUGGGCAUCAUGGGUGUGACUGGAGGCAUUGUUGCGACCCUUGGACUCAUGGCCCCGUCUCAAGAAGUCCUGGUGCAGAUGGGACUGGCCGCCUUGGCUGGUGGCGGCCUUGGCACCACAAUUGCCAAGCGGAUCGAAAUCACGGACCUUCCGCAGCUCGUGGCGGCUUUCCACAGUCUCGUCGGCGCCGCUGCUGUGCUCACUUGCCUCGCCACCUUCAUUGACCAUCACCACACCUUCGCCACGGACCCGGCAGCCAAUGUAGUGAAAACUGCGCUGUUUCUGGGCACCUAUAUUGGCGGAGUCACGUUCAGUGGUUCUCUGAUUGCCUACGGAAAGCUGCAGGGGAUUUUGAAUUCGGCGUCGCUGUUGUUGCCUGGGAGACACGCGUUGAAUAUGGGACUGAUGGCCGGGAAUAUUGGAGCCAUGAUUUGGUACUUCAUGGAUCCGUCGAUGAAUGUCGGCCUGUCCAUGUUGGGAGCCACGACUGCGUUGUCUACGAUCAUGGGCGUCACGCUAACUAUGGCGAUUGGAGCGUCUAAUUCAGGAGCGGACAUGCCAGUCGUGAUCACGGUGUUGAACAGUUAUUCAGGCUGGGCAUUGUGUGCGGAAGGCUUCAUGUUGAACAACAAUUUGAUGACGAUUGUUGGAGCGAUGAUCGGUUCUUCUGGAGCUAUUCUAUCCUACAUCAUGUGCAAGGCCAUGAAUCGUUCUCUUCCGAAUGUCAUUCUUGGAGGCUAUGGCACGAGCUCAACUGGUGGUGGAGAGGCCAUGAAAGUGACUGGAACUGCUAUCGAAGUCAAGGCUGAUGGAGCAGCUGAUGCCAUUGUUAAUGCGAAGAACAUCAUUAUCACUCCUGGUUACGGUCUGUGCGUUGCCAAGGCGCAGUACCCGAUCGCAGAGAUGGUUGAAAUUUUGAAGAAGAAGGGCAAGAACGUGAGAUUUGGGAUCCAUCCAGUGGCUGGACGAAUGCCGGGACAGUUGAACGUAUUGCUGGCGGAAGCCGGUGUUCCGUACGACAUGGUCAUGGAAAUGGAAGAGAUCAAUGAUGACUUCAAGGAGACGGAUCUUGUUCUCGUCAUUGGAGCUAAUGACACUGUGAACUCGGCUGCCGAGGACGACCCUAAUUCCAUCAUUGCCGGAAUGCCCGUGUUGCGAGUUUGGAUGGCCGAACAGGUGAUCGUGAUGAAGCGAUCGUUGGCAGUUGGGUACGCUGCAGUGGACAACCCGUUGUUCUACAAACCCAAUACUCAGAUGUUGUUUGGCGACGCGAAGAAGACCUGCGAUUCCCUGCUCACCAACGUGAAGUCUCACUACGGCCUUUAGUAAGACGCCCGAUGCGUUGUAGUUGACGUCGGGCAUUCGAAAAAUCCUGGCCUUGAAAUUCGACGUAAAAGGAGGUGGUUCGUGUCCUGAUAAAAAAUUCAAGGGACAUCACAUUUAGUACAUACAAAGGGAGGGAAAAAAUGGAACUACAGAAGACAACGAUAUUUGUGUGGAAUUUGAUUCUUGCAAAAUAUUUGGAACUGAAAUUCUGUGGUGUGUGAAAACUUUGAAAAGGGGAUAACUGCUGUUUCCUCGCGCGUGUUUUUGGAAAUAGCGCCUGUGAAAAGAAGUGAGAUGCGUUGUAAAUUAGGGCUCUUACUUUGUUACACGACCACCUUCUUUCACGUUCGCCUUUCGUUUCAUUAAGGCAGGUAAACAUGUUGAUUUGUUUUGAUUGGUUUCGUUUCGAGUGUUCAGAAAGAUGUUCAGAAUUUCAGUCACUUGUGGAUUCGCUCCUCGGAUUUUCAGUCUCGCUUUAUCCUUGAAAACGCAGAAGUCGUGGAGUAUAUUUUGCAUUUAAUGCUGGAAUUUUGUCGAGGUUUAGGGAAAGUAAAUGGCUUCUCGAGUUGGAUGAAGACGUUUCACUCAUCGGUAUGUUCGAAAUUCUAGCUCGUGUUGCGCCGUGGAAGUGUUCUGUAGAUUUUUGUGGAGCUUCGAAAGAAAUCCUGUAGGGUUUGUGAAAUUUUGUGAUAGAUGUGGAUGCAUUUUGUGUAGCUGUCGCUUGGGAAUGCACCUGUUUGUUGCUAUGAUCAA